Molecule: messenger RNA, 1374 nt
Organism: Eriocheir sinensis (Chinese mitten crab)
Lineage: Eukaryota; Metazoa; Arthropoda; Malacostraca; Decapoda; Varunidae
Exons: 2
Coding region: 69-1322 (417 amino acids)
Source: RefSeq, a predicted model, not a curated record
CCGUACACUAGUAUAUGAAAAGUCCAUAAACAAAGCGGCGAUCAGCUGGCCUACCGGUAGUGUUCGUGAUGGAAGAAGAGGACUUACUAGUUGGCUUGGCUCUUUUACUGCUCUUGAAAAAGAAGCAGGAAAAUGAGAAGAGGAGGAAGUUAUGGAGUCGUCGGUGGCUCUUGAGGAGGAGAGAGGAGAGUGUGUCCUUCAGACUAAUGAAAAAGCUGAGAGAAGAGGACCCGGCCACCUUGAGACAGUGGAUACGCCUCGAUUGGGAGCAGUUUGAAGAGCUGUUAGCCCAGGUUACUCCUCUCAUAGAAAAGCAGGACACAAAUAUGCGGCAGGCUGUGACUCCUGCUGAGCGUCUCACUCUGACACUCCGCUAUUUAGCUUCAGGAGAGUCUUACCGGUCACUGUCCUGUCAGUUCAGGAUAAGUCACACCCUCAUAUCCAGUAUUGUCCCAUCAGUCUGCAAGGCAAUCUACGAAGUCUUGGGACCAAGGUACAUCUCCCUACCAAAAACGGAAGAGGAGUGGCAGAAAGUGGCAAGUGAUUUUUACACACAGUGGAACUUUCCUAUGUGCAUAGGUGCUCUUGAUGGGAAAAGAAUUUUGAUACAAAAGCCUAUAAAUUCAGGGUCAGGUUUUUAUGAUUACAAGGGUCAUUUCAGUGUGAUCAUGAUGGCACUUGUUGAUGCAGAUUGUAAAUUUUUAUAUGUGGAUGUUGGUUCUUGUGGGAGAGCAAGUGAUGGUAGUGUGUGGGACAGGUGCACACUGAGGCAGGCAGUGGAAAGUGACAUCCUGAAUAUUCCAAAGUCUCAGACAAUUCCCUUCACUGGAAUGGAGUGCCCAUAUGUCUUUGUCGGAGACGAUGCUUUCCCUUUGAAGAAAUAUCUGAUGAAGCCGUACCCAGGCAGAGGUGGAACGGAAGAAAGUGUGAUUUACAAUUACCGCUUGUCUCGUGCUCGGAGGACAUCAGAAAAUGCAUUUGGAAUUAUGACAGCAAGAUUCCAGGUCUUUAAACAACCUUUAAGAAUUGCUCCUAAACAUGUAGAGGACAUAACCCUAGCUGCUGUAGCUUUGCAUAACAUGUUGAGGGAAAAAUCAAAGGACACAUAUUCUCCGCCGGAAUUAUUAGACCGAGAGGAUGUGGGAAAUGGAAGGCUGCAGCAGGGACAAAUGCACCAGCAUGCAAAUGCUGCAAUGGAAGGCCUUCGUGCAGUUGGAAGAGGACACACCAACGAUGCCAAGGAAGUGUGGGAUACACUGAAGGACUAUUUUAAUAAUGAAGGACAGGUCCCAUGGCAGGCACAAAUGGCACUUCUGCACUAAUAUGAGAUGCAGCAUUCAUAAGGUACUAAAAUAAAAUUAAAUUCAACUGAAC